Molecule: messenger RNA, 3187 nt
Organism: Procambarus clarkii (red swamp crayfish)
Lineage: Eukaryota; Metazoa; Arthropoda; Malacostraca; Decapoda; Cambaridae
Gene: Cpsf100
Product: cleavage and polyadenylation specificity factor subunit 2
Biological process (GO): mRNA 3'-end processing by stem-loop binding and cleavage
Cellular component (GO): mRNA cleavage and polyadenylation specificity factor complex
Molecular function (GO): RNA binding
Source: RefSeq, a predicted model, not a curated record
CCGUGUGGUGCUCAGGAAAUAAUGAAAUAUGGCGGCGGCGGUGUCAACAAGAAUGGUGGCGCGAAUGGCCUCGUAAACUUUGAUAUAUAAGAGGGGAAAAUCGCUCUUAGCGAAUCGCCACAUUCCCAGCACAACGAGAAAGGCCAAUUUAGAGGGAUGACAUCCAUUGUUAAGUUUGAGGGCAUUUGGGGCGUGGGCCAGGAGACGCCGCACUGUUACCUCCUAACUGUUGAUGACUUCACCUUCCUCCUCGACUGUGGCUGGGAUGAGAAGUUUGACAAAAAUUAUAUUGACCGGCUGGCAAAGGUCAUUCCACGCGUUGAUUGCGUUUUGAUAUCAUAUCCCGACCCUCUACACAUGGGUGCCUUGCCAUACUUGGUAGGAAAGUGCCAAUUGUCAUGCCCGGUGUAUGCUACCAUACCUGUCUUCAAGAUGGGCCAGAUGUUCAUGUAUGAUUGGUUUCAGAGCCACCAUAACUAUGAUUUGGUGGAACACUUUACACUGGACGAUGUGGACUCUGCCUUUGAGCUCAUCACACAAAUCAAGUACAACCAGAGCAUACCAAUGAGAGGAAAGGGAAUUGGACUGAAUAUUUCUGCCCAGCCUGCAGGUCACAUGAUUGGAGGCUCCAUAUGGAGAAUAUUGAAAGAUGGAGAAGGUGAUAUUGUGUAUGCUGUUGAUUUCAACCACAAGAAAGAACGUCAUUUGGGAGGCUGUGAGUUGGACAAGAUCACUCGCCCAUCUCUCCUUAUUACUGAUGCCUUUAAUGCUUCGUACAGACAGGAACGUAGACGCCACCGAGAUGAAAAGCUUGUAGCCCAGCUCCAGGAGACGUGCCGGGCAGGAGGAAAUGUUCUGAUAGCCACUGACACGGGCGGGCGCGUAUUGGAAAUGACACACAUGCUAGAGCAAAUGUGGAGUACUCGGGAGAGCGGAUUGUCUGCAUAUUCCUUGUGUAUCCUGUCAAACACAGGGUACCACGUCAUACAUUUUGCCAAACAGAUGAUUGAGUGGAUGAGUGAGAAGUUGACUAAAGCUUUUGACUCGCUGCGAACAAACCCGUUUAGCUUCAAACAUCUAAAGUUCUGCCAUAAUCUCACGGACCUCAACCGUCUUCCUUCUCCGAAGGUUGUGUUGGCUAGCUUUCCUGACCUGGAAUGUGGAUAUGCCCGAGAACUGUUUGUUCAGUGGGCCACCAAUCCUAAGAACACUAUCAUCUUGACCUCAAGGACGGGCCCAGACACGCUGGCAAGACGACUUAUAGAAAACCCACAUAUUAAAACUUUUAAACUUCUUGAGAAGAGAAGAAUGAAGCUGGAGGGACCCGAGUUGGAUGACCACUACCGGCAGAAGCGAGAAGAGGAGGAGGAAGAACAGAGGAUCAAAAUGGAAGAGGUAGAAUCAUCAAGCGACAGUGAAGGCGAGGAAGGGCUGGAGGCGGGCAAGCAUGACAUUAUUGUGCUACAUGAAAAAGCUGGUACCCAGAGCAUGUUUCGAAGUCGUAAACACCAUCCCAUGUUUCCUUUACAUGAAGAAAAGGUACGAGGCGAUGACUACGGAGAGUUCAUUAACCUUGAAGACUUUGACAUAGGAUCCAUGAAGGAAGAAAAUAAGGAGAAUAUAGAUAUACAAAUUCCUUUUGAAGACGAGGAUAUUAUGGAUAUUGAGGAGGUACCAUCGAAAUGUGUGUCACAAACGGUAACUGUCAGAGUUGCAGCCCAGAUUCUCUUCAUUGACUUCGAGGGUCGCAGUGAUGGCGAGAGUAUUCGUAAGAUUGUGGAGGCAAUGCAUCCACUAAGAGUGAUCCUGGUGAGAGGCUCCCAAACAGACCUACAAGCUUUUUCCGACAACAUCCGCACCAUGACUCGAGCAAAGGUGUUCACCCCAACCCUCGGGCAGGUUGUUAAUGCCUCAAUGGAGUCCCACAUUUACCAAAUCAAGCUUGCAGAAUCAUUGGUUUCAUCACUUAUGCUGCUGCCUGCAGGGCGUGACAUGGAGGUAGCCUGGGUAGAUGGCUGUGUUUCUUUCCCGGCAGAAAUCACUGAUGAAACAAUAGAAGGGGCUGACAGACAAGUUAUCUCCAGUGAAAAUCAGCGCGAUAGUGAAAUGGCAGUGCUCAAUUUGGUCCCAAAAGAACAGGCACCCCCUCAUUGUCCGGUCUUCAUCAAUGAUAUUCGGCUGAGUGAAUUCAAGCAGGUUCUUAGUCGAGCAGGAAUAAAUUCAGAAUUUAAUGCUGGUAUUCUGUGGUGCGCUAAUGGCACCUUGGCUCUCAAAAAACAAGAUUCUGGCAGCAUAUCCCUAGAAGGCCCGCUAAGUUCCGAUUACUAUGAAAUUCGUGAGCUUCUGUAUUCUCAAUAUGCAAUACUGUAAUGAACAUUCAUUAACUGCAAUGAAGGAUCUGCAGAAUAGAGGUUAACUGAAUUUUAAUUAAUCUAUGAUUUUUAAUUAUCAUGGCAGCAUGUAACAUGACCAAAAUAAGGUAGCACAAACAUCACACACACACACACACUGGUAUAAGCGGACAAUUUUUGGAGCGAGACUGCAACUGCUGUCUACAUAAUGUACCACUGAUGUAACUGUGUAGCCCAAUGUUAUGUCAUAUUACUCAUAGUUAGCAUGUAUGAUAAAGAUUGUUAACUUUAUAUUGAGUGGGAUGUAAACAGGGACACAGGGUAUUGAGUGGGAUGUAAACAGGGACACAGGGUAUUGAGUGGGAUGUAAACAGGGACACAGGGUAUUGAGUGGGAUGUAAACAGGGACACAGGGUAUUGAGUGGGAUGUAAACAGGGACACAGGGUAUUGAGUGGGAUGUAAACAGGGACACAGGGUAUUGAGUGGGAUGUAAACAGGGACACAGGGUAUUGAGUGGGAUGUAAACAGGGACACAGGGUAUUGAGUGGGAUAUUGGGAAGUCUGAUUUACCGAUUGAUUGCCAGUGAGGAAGUUAAAUUUGUUUAUAUUUACCAGGUUAAAAAAAAAAAUAUCCAAAAAUACAAGUACAGUAUAUUGUCUGUCCUAAAUAUUUUGAGAAGAUAUCAUAGGUAUUGCUCCAAGUUUCCUCAUAGAUAAUGUGAUUAUCAUUUACAUGUUGAAAAGUUGCAAGAAUAGUUUACAGAUAAGAAUAAAAUAAAAUGUUUUUAUAAAAAAUACAUUAAAGAUGUACAAAAAAUACAAGUGCUAAACUUUA